AUGAAAAUUGAUAUUACAUUAUGCAACAAAGGAGUUAUUGGAGAACCAAUUAAUGGUUAUGUUGAAGUAACUACACAACGCCCUGUAUUUAUUAAAAAAGUUAAAGUAUUAUUUAGAACAAUAAGUAGAUAUCCUGAUUAUACCAAUAGUGGAUCAAUUGACGCUAGAGAAAAAUCAAACGUUUCUAUUUGGGGUGAUUGGCUUAAAAAUGAUACUGGAUUUCAAAGUGUUGAGACAGAAUGUUUUAGUGAACAUUACAGUAUUAAAGAUGGAAGAUUUACUGAAUAUCCACCUGGAGUAAAUCGUUUUCCAUUUGAAAUUGUUUUACCAGAAAAUUGUUGUGUAACCGUUGUAAUGGGAAAUUGCCAUUUGAAAUGGGAAAUGAUUGGUUUAGUUGAAGAAGAAGAUUCUACAACACAUAAAUCUCAACCCUUUGAAUGUCCAUUAUUAUAUUCUCAACGCACUAUCAACGAUUAUAACCCAAUUGAUUUAGAACAUGAUACAGAAAAAUUUAAUAUUAAAUGUUCUUUAGAAAAAAAUAAAGUUCAACAAGGAGAUAUUCUUAAAGGCCAAGUAGUUUUUAGAAAUAAAAUGGAUAAAUCCCUUGAACUAUUUGUUAGUUGUGAGUCUGUUUUGGAGGCUUUAAAAAAAAAUAAUUCUGCAAUGGACAAAAGAAUAUUUUCUCAAUGCAAACACAUUGUGGGUAAAGGAGUAACUACUCUUGAACUUUAUAUACCAAUUUCACCAUUACAACUUCCUACAGUUAUUGCACCCCCAUUUUCAUUAACAAAUAGUGUUGUUCUCAAAGUUUCAGGAACAAGUCUUAGUUCUAAAGAAGAAUCAGGAAUGAUUAUACCAAUAGAGGUAUUUGCUCUUCCAUUGAACAGAAAGAAUAUGGUAGAGUAUGCUACAUCAUUAGGUUAUUCUCAUUUAACCUUUAAAAAAAAGAAUUUCUAUGGGACCCAUAAAGUUAGUCCACCUAAAAUUAACUUUAAAGAAGGAGUUGAAGAAGUUAGAGAAGUUGAUUCUAAUAUCCCUUAUUUUAUUGACCACAUUAACAGAGUUGUUUAUGAUAAUAAAACAACAAAACAUAUUUGUGAUAAAACAUAUCCUGAAGAAUUAACAUUAUUACCUCAAGGAUGGAGUUGUGGUUAUUUUAGAAAUGAACGAUAUUUUAUUAAUACCCUAACUAAUGAAACUUCAUGGCAUGACCCAAGAGAUAAUCCAUUACCACAACACGUUAUAGAAGGUGUGACAGGAUCACUUUCUAUUAUUCCUAUUCAAGCAGAAAGUGUUGGAAAAGAUAAAGGUAUUGAAUUAGAAAUAUUACUUGGCAAAACUAAACUUAAAUCAUCAGUUGCUAAAGGGGUUGAUGCUGAGUUUGACCCUGUCCCAAUACGAUUUAAUUUAGAUCAACAAAGAAAUAAUGUAUUAAUUUAUGUCUAUGAAAGUAAAGAAUUAUUAGGUGUUAUUGAACUUGAUUUAACUGAAAUGAAAUUCUUUUCUAAUAUUAAGAAAUGGUAUUACCUUCAUCCAGUAGAACAUCAACGAACUGAAACAAUGGGAAGAAUUCAGUUACAAAUUGCAUAUGCAUCUCCUUUAGAUAGGCCUCAAAUUACUGAGGGGUUUGAUUAUAUUUCUAAAGCCCAUUGGUAUUUUUAUCCACCAACACCUCAAUUCAUUGGAUAUGUUAAUAAGAUCAAUGAAUUAAGAACUAAAUUUAAUAAAGAGCCAUUAGUUAAAGUUUAUGAUGAUAAGUACAUUGUGUUAGCUAGAGAAUCGUAUAUGUAUUUUUUUCAAAUUGAUGAAAGCAUUGACUCUGAAUUUCUUAUUACUAAAAAACCAACUAAUAAACCAACUAAACCAUAUAUAAAAGUUGAUUUAACAAUUAAAGUAAUUGAAGUAAGUACUAUUCCAUGUGAAGUUACAUACGAGAAACCUAAAAGAAGAUUUUCAUUGUCUAUUAGUAAAGGAAGUAGAUCUUCUAGUAGAAAGAGAGAAGACAUUAUUGAAGGUGAUGAAAUUAAACAUGAAAGUAUAUUUGGUAGGUCAUUGUCUAGACAUAACAGUAAAAGCAGAGGAUCAAGCAAAGAUAGAGAAGCAGAUCCAGAAGCAUAUGAGGAAUUACUCUCACCACAAACCCGUUCUAGAAGUCGUUCUUCUUCAUUUGUUCAACGUUUUAAUAUUUCUUUGUCAUCAGACACAAAGAAGCCAACGUAUGUUAUUAACACAAAGAAAAGAAAAGGGUCAAUUUCAACGGGAAGUCCAUAUUCACUUGAAAACCAUGAAGAAUUAGAAUUUAUGAGAAAUGAUGAGAAUGAAGGUAUUUUAUUAGAUUAG
This is a messenger RNA of Entamoeba dispar SAW760, 2340 nucleotides long. RefSeq lists its product as uncharacterized. Gene Ontology annotation, molecular function: protein binding. Bases 1 to 2340 code for a protein of 779 amino acids. The transcript has a single exon. NCBI's taxonomy places the organism in Eukaryota, Evosea, Mastigamoebida, Endamoebidae. The record is from RefSeq and is a predicted model, not a curated record.